AUGACGGUGGAAGACAAGCGCAUCGGACACCUGGUCGUCGACUCCGGUGGCUUCAUCAAAAAUGCCCCGAUCGAGCGACUCUGCGCAAAUGCAUACACGAUCCCGGAAGUAGUAGCAGAAAUCAGAGAUAAACAGACAAAAGCGCGACUCAAGAUCUUGCCUUAUGAACUGAAAUUUAGAGAUCCCUCUCAGGAGGCGAUCAACAAAGUAUCCGAAGCUGCCAAACUCUCUGGAGACAUUGCCUCGCUCUCUGCUGUUGAUAUCAAAGUUUUAGCCUUGACUUAUCAGCUCAGUAAAGAAUUGGCACCAGAAAAGGAGCUGAAGGAAGAUCUCUCGAGUGUCGAGACAAAAGAGCAGAUCGGAGCGGAUCCUGCAGUGGACGAAGCUAAGAAGAUUCGAGGGUUUUACGAAGGAGAUUCGUCAGAAGACGAAGACGACGGUGAAGGAGAAUGGACGACGCCAGAUAAUGUGGACGACGAUUCCGAGGACGACAACGAUGAUGAUUGGAUCACGCCAUUCAACAUCGACGAUGUCCCAGAAGAAGUCGAAGAGCCCGAUUUCGUCGCUUGUCUUACGACUGAUUUCGCCAUGCAAAACGUGCUGUUGAGAAUGAAGAUCGGAAUGGUUGGCGUUGAAGGACGAAAGAUCAAAAAUGCAAGAAAAUAUAUUUUAAGAUGCACUGGCUGCAAAUAUAUCGACAAGACUUGUACAAAGGUCUUCUGUCCCGGCUGUGGUCACAAGACAAUGCGUCGGGUUGCGUGCGAAGUCUUGGAAGACGGAAACAUCAAACUCUUCCUGGCCAAAGAUCCCAAAUGCCUCAAAUCACGAGGCACCGUCUACAACUUGCCUAAACCCCAAGGCGGUAAAUACGCCAAGAACCCGGUUCUAACGGAUCUCCAGCCAAUGCCGCAACAGCGAGUUUCAAAGAAGACGAUGAUGCGAAAUAAUAUCAUGGCAUCGGACUUGGACGCGAUGGAAUCGCCCUUCCAUUUCAACGAUACAGAAUCGAAGGGAUACAGAUUGGGCUUUGGCCAGCGAAACAGACAUUUCAAAAAUCCAAAUGCUUCGCGACCACGAGGAAAGAAGAAGUAA
Molecule: messenger RNA, 1092 nt
Organism: Oikopleura dioica
Lineage: Eukaryota; Metazoa; Chordata; Appendicularia; Copelata; Oikopleuridae
Source: the annotation of a GenBank genome assembly